CUGCAGUGCACAGACAAUUCUUUCCAGAAGGCAGAAAGCAAUGCUCAGUCUACUGACAAGCAAGGCAACAGACCGACAAGAAGUCAGGAAAUAUCCUCACAGCAACAGACGACAACAUCCCCAGUGGGUCUUCUGAAGCCAACUUUCACUCUCAUGGGUGUUAUUGCUUUUUAAUUCACAGUCAACCGCCCCUGUUGCUGCCAGUACAAACCUGCAGAUGAACUCGACUACAGGCUUACUUUUCAAUCCUGCGUCUGCCUCAACAAACUCAGCAAAGGUGUACUUGCAAAAGGAAGAUACACAUGUUUUUUUGACAGAGCUACAGGUGGUUUGAGUUUGAGCUGCUGGUGGACUAGAGUUUUUUUUUUUUUUUCACGGCAUCUUUAGAGCCAGUAUGUUGUGUAUCGUUGUGGCAUGUUUGGUUUUCGUCCUGCUGGGCUCAGGGCAGGCUCAGGUUGCCACACAGACCCGGCAGCCGAGCCAGAGUCAGGGCCAGGGCCAGGGCCAGGGGCAGGACAGCUCGGCCACCCCUUGGAGGCAGGUGAUACGAUGGGAGAACAAUGGGCGGCUGUUUAGCCUGCUGAACAGUGGGGCUGAAUAUGUCCCUGCUGGGGCAGGGGCCCAGGACAGAGGUCCCAGGGUUGUUGUGGCAGACGCUCGUUCUUCACAAAGAUCUCAGGGGAACAAUGUCCGCCGACAGGCUCCACCAAGAGGAUCCUCUGACACUGUCCGUGGGCAGGCACGGCAUCCCUUUGGAUUUGGGCAAGUACCUGACAACUGGAGACAAACUGCUGGCAGCACAGGGGGUACUCAGUUCCAAGGAUCCUCAAGCUCCCGCUUCAGGCCAUCCACAGGAUCUUCAUCUUCAUCAUCAUCAUCAUCAUCCUCAUCAUCCUCUUAUAAUAUACCAUCUUACCCACAGAACCCAUUCCCUCAGCAGACUCCCUUUCAACCAAUACCUUACGACCCUGGUUAUUUAGCAGGGCCAGUCAGGAGCUAUGAGCCACCUUUUCAGCCUGUUGCCGGAGGAGGAUAUGCCGGUGGGACAUAUGGCGGUAGGACAUAUGGAGGUGGGGGAUAUGGCGGAGGAGGGUAUGGUGCGGGGCAGGGGUAUACUGGUGGAGUGUAUGGAGAUCUGACCCCAGUGCUCCCAGGUUCUCCCUCUGAAUUUAGUGACGAUGGCUACCGUUACCACCAGUCUUAUGGCUAUGCGCCCAAUCCUGAGGUACCCGAACGUGCUGCCCAACCACCAUUUGCUGAUGGUUUGGACCACAGAUACACCCACAGUAUUUUCAACGGCGAGACUGCUCCUGCCGUCAAUGCACCUGAUGCCAAUCGGGCAGCUCCCGUGGUAGUGGACAGAACUGGACGAGCUGGUCAACCACAAGAAAGGAGCCCUCAGCAUGAGCAGUUUCCUCCAUUUGGAAGACCUCAGCCUCCUUUCCUGCAGCCUGUUCCUGCAGGCAGAAGUUCUCCCAACUCUGGCCUUGAGAACCCCAGCAUGAAUGUCGGCAGUGUGUACAGACCACAACAGAGAGGUUUGCCCGACCUGGUUCCUGAUCCCAACUAUGUGCAGGCCUCCACAUAUAUCCAGAGAGCCCACAUGUACUCUCUCCGCUGUGCUGCUGAAGAAAAAUGUCUUUCAAGCUCUGCCUAUGGCCCCGAUAUCACAGACUACGAUCUAAGGGUCUUGCUGCGAUUCCCUCAGAGGGUGAAGAACAGGGGGACUGCCGACUUCAUGCCCAACAGGCCACGUCAGACCUGGGAGUGGCACAGCUGUCACCAGCACUACCACAGUAUGGAUGAGUUCAGCCACUAUGAUUUACUGGAGGUCAGUACUGGCCGUAAAGUGGCUGAGGGGCACAAGGCUAGCUUCUGUCUGGAGGACACCACUUGUGACUUUGGCCAUCUGAAGCGCUAUGCCUGUACCACUCACACUCAGGGUCUGAGCCCUGGCUGCUACGACACGUACAACGCUGAUAUCGACUGCCAAUGGAUCGAUAUUACAGACAUCCAGCCGGGAAAAUACAUACUAAAGCUCCAGGUUAAUCCCAAAUUCUUGGUGCUGGAAUCAGACUUCACCAACAAUGUGGUCAGGUGUAACAUACACUACACGGGACGGUUUGUUACAACAAACAACUGCAAGAUAACACAGUCUUGAUCAGUCACUGGAAGACUACAACACUAAAGGGACCUUGAUUGCGAUUCCAUUGAAAUGUGAAUGGAAUCCAUUUGUUGUCGGUUCAUUGUUGUUUGUCUUAAAUCGUAUCCUGGUUGCCUAUAGCAAACAAUUUACAGUUUCCACAGGCACUGAAAAUAAUGUGGAGGUUUCGAAUUGACGUGCACACACACAUACAAUGUUAUAUAUCACAUCAUUUCCUCUUGAAAUCCCAAUAAUGACCAAAUUACAUUCCUUCAAUGUACGUACCUCACAAAAUUGUCGUACCAACUAUAUUUCUCGUAUUGCAUCUCUACCAGUUGGUUUUUGUUGGUGUUGGAAUACAUUUGAUGACUUAAAAAAAAAGGUGUUUACUGUAUCUGCACACAAACAUAGGCACAGCUUUUGUCUGAGUGGCUGUGAUUGAAUUAUAAAUAAAGUGUGAAACGGUGGUGGUGCUGAAAUAAGUGGUCCCAGACAAGUCAGGGUUCAGCUGCGAUCCAACAAAUAAAAUUAAGGGACAAAGUCUUCCCAGGUGCAUUCAUCCGUGCCUUAUGGGGACAGACAGAGAUGCCCAGUGACUCAGAAGAACUAUAAUGUGUGUUAGUUUUUCUUUUCUUUUUUUUCACCGCCUCAGUGGGUCACGCUGGGUUACUGUGAUUCUCAGAGCACAUCCAGUUUCAUGUUGUGUUAACAGCAAUAGGACGACAGCAGGGCAUAUUUGCAUUUGUCAAAUCCAUCAAAUUUGAAGGCAACAUAAAAACAGAGCUUUAAUACGUGUUGCUGUCUUCCUCUAAAUCCUCUUAUGUUUUUUUGGCCUUUCUUGGCCUUUGUUAUUUCGGUAAAACAUGAACAGGAAGCUCGGCAGAAAACCAGACUCACACUAUGUAAAGCUGUAUAUUUACACUGUUUGGGGUCUCUUCUUCAACCAUCAACACUGGCCAGAUGGAACACAGGUCAUCUUUACCAUUUGAAGAACGUAGAUAUAAAUAUCCAAGUGAUGCAUGACUUUAAUAAUGUACUGUAGAUCAUUUUACUCUUUUAUCCAGUUUGACCUGUUACUGUAAUUUGUCAAUUUCAAUGACCUUGUUUUUUUUCUUUGAUAGUAUUAAUUAUUCAAAUGGAUCUAUAUACUGUGGCUACAGAAAUAAGCAUCAUAACCCAGAGCAUUAGAAAGCCAUCUCUACCUCUCCAACUGAGUGAGCUGUUACCUGUUAAGUGUUUGGUUUCCAUUUGGAAAUCCCUGCAAUGGUUCUCUAUGGUCACCUACCACUGUACUGAAUCACAAAGCUAAAGAAUUAUUCCAUUGAACAUAUCAAAGAUCAAACAAUGUUGAGAUGCAAACAAUCAGGGAGUAAUAUCCCAAAACACAAGUAACAAUCCUUAAGAUUUCACAUCUGUGGUUACAGAUAGGCAAAUGUGGUGUAAUGUUUAAUCAUACACUCCUUGAGUAGCAACUUUGUAAGUAGCAGUACAUCCGAAGAGCAAGGCAUUUAUCUGUUUACAGCGGAACCAAACAUUUCCAAGUUUUAUUAAAGAAGUCAGGCAAUAAUUGGACUUCCUCCAUCAUGCAAUGGGCAACUGUGAUGUGAUUUCCUAGUAUUCCACUCAGCAGCGGGGCACAGUAACAGAAGUGGUUAUCUUGCUGAAAAGUUGGAGGUGUAUAGCAAUGUUACCUGCAGCUCCUCAUCAACAGCUCACUGUGACUCACUUCUUGUUCCAUCAAUGCCGGCAAUAUUUAAGACAGUUCCGCUGCAAACUUGCUGACAUUGUAGUUUACACUAAUCGUGGGGAGAAAAGGAUUCCUAGGACUGCUUUUCAAUUAAAGCCCACCCCCCCCAAUUUUUAAAACUAGCAGCCGUAGGCCAUAUUUGUGUGCCUUAAUGCAGUUGUAUAACGAUAUAACAAUUUAUAUUACUGGAAAGUGGGUUUGAGUUUUUCUUUUCUUUUUUUAAAACAAAGUUCUCUCAAUGCAUAAUAAACAUGGUCGUUGGUAUUCAAAUCAUUGCUAAAUUGACUGUAAAUAUUCAGUUCUUUAAUUAGAUCUGUAUUUUUGUCAUGUGGGUAGCGCAUGAUCAUACUACACGCUUAUUGACGAAAUGCAACAUCAUGUGAUUCUGAGAUUCAGUGGAACACAACAAGUGUGGGUGACACCAUCUUUGGCAUCUUCAAAAAUGUCUUAUACAAUAAAUGCAU
Messenger RNA from Pungitius pungitius (ninespine stickleback), 4354 nucleotides. RefSeq names its product lysyl oxidase-like 1 (gene loxl1). The coding region runs from base 395 to 2161 and encodes 588 amino acids. The transcript has 7 exons. NCBI's taxonomy places the organism in Eukaryota, Metazoa, Chordata, Actinopteri, Perciformes, Gasterosteidae. Gene Ontology annotation, molecular function: protein-lysine 6-oxidase activity; copper ion binding. Gene Ontology annotation, biological process: peptidyl-lysine oxidation; collagen fibril organization. The record is from RefSeq and is a predicted model, not a curated record.